AUGCUCAUGGAGUUCUGUGUCAAGGCGUCGUCAUCUGCUUCGAUCAUCUUCAGACUGCUUACAGCAGUCGAGACGUUGGCAGCGCGCGCGACGGCGUCUUCAGGUUACAAGUCUGGACUUGUGGACGAAGUAAAACUCUCCGCUUGUGUUCGAAUCUUCCGUGCAGUGAUGCAGAACGUGUCCUCAACUACUCAACAGCAGCUGGUUGAUGCUGUGGUGCCAGCAUUCCUGCGCACAAAUCCUUCAGAGCCGGCAAGUCUGCAACUCGUACCGCUUUUCGCUGCAGUCAUCAACUCAGCCGCGCGUGAUGUAGCGCUUCCGGACUCCUCGCUGGUCAUCAACAGAUUGCUGGAGCUUGCGCAGUCUGGAGCUACUGCGGUGUCUGAAUCCCCCCCUCGACAGCUCCAGCUUGUGUACACCGAUGCUGCUCUCUCCGCGGCCAAGUCGCUGGCUUCGAUCGUGAACAAGAUGUCGGAUGGCGCUGAGUUUGAUGCUCUGAUCGACUUGCUGUUAUCCCGGAAACUUGCCGUUGUUAUCAGUAACUCGGCCGAGUCGUUUACGGUGCGGGUGGCUGCACUGCAAAUUUAUGCCUGGAUCGCAAAGGCCUUGGUCAUUCGGGGUCACAAGGUUCACGCUCCAGUGUGUCUGCGCUUCCUCUGCAGCUUUCUUACGCCUGAUGGCGAUGUGAACAUGGAGCAAGAAGGUGACGACCAACACGCUGCUGCGUUGCGUAUGGAAGUUGCGAAGACCUUUAAGCUUCUGGUGUCUGAAUACCCGGACGUACUGAACCGCAAGUGUGGAGCUUUCAUCACGUUCCUGUACCGGCAGCGAUUGUUUGAUCUGGUGUUCCCAGUGCUGCUCGAGUACAUUCGAGCUCGCAUUGACGAGGAAUCGAGUGUAGCAGCUCUGGUAGCGUUCGCUCAAGUGAUCGCACACUCACCUAAGGCCAUCUACCUGCCACACUUGGCUCAGAUCUUCCCGCUUAUGGUACAAGCUCUCAACACGGACGACCGUGAGCUAGGUAGCGCAGCCAUUCAGACGUUUAAGCCGCUGCUUUUGGAGUCAGUGGAGAGCGCGAAGCCCUUCCUCAAGGACGUCUUCCCGGGUCUACUCAAGCAAGCACAGUUCGGGUACGACCGACAUGCUGCGCUGGAAUGCCUUGCUAAGUUGGCUACCAUCCCGUAUGAGCUCGUGCAUCCGUACAAGGAUAUCGUGCUGCGGAAACUGUUGCUAGUGCUUGAUGACCGCAAGCGACUUGUGCGUCACAUGGCCGUUCGGGUGCGCAACCAAUGGAGCAUCUUGUAG
Phytophthora infestans T30-4 is the source of this 1305-nucleotide messenger RNA. RefSeq lists its product as uncharacterized. The transcript is spliced from 4 exons. The record is from RefSeq and is a predicted model, not a curated record. Gene Ontology annotation, cellular component: cytosolic [4Fe-4S] assembly targeting complex. NCBI's taxonomy places the organism in Eukaryota, Oomycota, Peronosporomycetes, Peronosporales, Peronosporaceae. Gene Ontology annotation, biological process: iron-sulfur cluster assembly. The coding region runs from base 1 to 1305 and encodes 434 amino acids.